AUGUCUACCAUGGAAUCCACUAUCCGCCCAACAGGCUACGGCUCCGACUCUGAGAGCGAUGGUCAAGCAUCCGGCGGCCGCAAGGUCUCUGCCAACGUCGGUCCCGUCCCGUCCUCCGCCACACUCAACCGCCCGGCAGGCAACAUCAUCAAAGGACCCGUAGACGACAACGGAAAGCAAAAGGACGCUGCUUUGUUGAUUGGUAUCAAGUUGGAUCUGGAAGCGGAAAUUCAUCUGACGGCAAGAAUUCGUGGAGACAUUACGAUUGGAUUGUAUUGA
This is a messenger RNA of Bipolaris zeicola 26-R-13, 279 nucleotides long. RefSeq lists its product as uncharacterized. Lineage: Eukaryota; Fungi; Ascomycota; Dothideomycetes; Pleosporales; Pleosporaceae. The transcript has 2 exons. The record is from RefSeq and is a predicted model, not a curated record. The coding region runs from base 1 to 279 and encodes 92 amino acids.